Drosophila busckii is the source of this 1946-nucleotide messenger RNA. RefSeq names its product protein NASP homolog (gene Nasp). Bases 170 to 1600 code for a protein of 476 amino acids. The transcript is spliced from 5 exons. Gene Ontology annotation, molecular function: histone binding. NCBI's taxonomy places the organism in Eukaryota, Metazoa, Arthropoda, Insecta, Diptera, Drosophilidae. The record is from RefSeq and is a predicted model, not a curated record. Gene Ontology annotation, cellular component: nucleoplasm. Gene Ontology annotation, biological process: CENP-A containing chromatin assembly; DNA replication-dependent chromatin assembly.
ACCAUCAGCAUUGCGCGGCGUAUUUUUUGCGUGUAAUUUUUUGCGAAAAAACAUUUUUAAGUGUUAUUAAUUAAAGACAUUGUUGUGCAGCAGUUAGAUACGAUUGCAGCGCAACAAAUUACUUCGCUAAUAAUAUUCGCAUUAAUAGCUAAACAAACAAAUUGCCAGAAUGUCCGCUGAAGCCGAAGUAAUUGUAACUGCAGCUGCAGAUGAGGCGCCCACAAAGACAGCCGUAGAGCCCGUGGCAGCGGAUACAACGCCCGAUGCAGUUUUAGUGGAGCAGGAGCGUGCAGAGAAAAUAUUGAAGGCCAAGGAGCUGUUCAGUCAGGGCUCACGCAAUUAUUUGGUCAAGAGCUACGAUGAAGCAGCGGAUGAUUUAAGUCAAGUAUGCCAGCUCUAUGAGGAAAUCUACGGCGAGCUGGCGGAUGAAUUGGGUCAGCCUUUCUUGCUCUAUGCCAAGUCGUUAAUCGCCAUGGCGCUGGAUGAGAACAAAGUUAUUGAUGUGCCUGAUGAGGCAGCCGACGACGAAGAGGAGGUUGACGACGACGAUGAAGAGGCAGAUGAGGCUGAGCCAGCCAAGCCGGCACAAGCAAAUGGCAAUGGCAAAAAAUUGGCCAGCAUUAAGGAGAGCGCUGCUGAUGAAGCCGAUUCGACAGGUGAUGCCGAAGCAGCUGAAGCUGCUGGCAGCUCCAAGGCACCUACAGCUGUAGAUGAAGUAAGCAGCAGCAAUGGCGCUGCUGCUGCCAACGAUGAUGAGCGCCCGAGCACUUCAAAUGGUGAAGCUACUGCAAGCACCAGCAAUGGAGCUACCGGCAGCAUGGAUGUGGAUCAGGAAGAAGAUGAAAACGAGGAGGCCGAGGGUGUUAGCGGCAGUCUGCAGUUGGCAUGGGAGAUACUUGAAGCCGCUGCUAAGAUCUUUUCACGCCAAGGCUUGAGUGGCUUGCCUUACUUGGCCGAUGUGCAAACCGAGCUGGCCAACAUUGAGUUUGAGAAUGGCAUACUGGAUGCAGCACGUGAGGAUUACGAGAAAGCGCUCAAGAUACACGCCGAGCUGCCGAAUACAAACAGACGCGCGCUUGCCGAGCUGCACUAUAAGAUUGGCUUAACCUAUUUAAUGCAGCAGCUGAAUAAGGAAGGCGCUGCCGCGCUGCGCAACUCAAGCGUUUUGAUUGAAGAGGAAAUUGCCGAGAUUAAGGCCAAGGAGAAUCCCAGCGAGCGUGAGAAGAAUAAUAUGCUGGACUUGGAGGAAACUAAGCAAGAGAUUUUGGAUAAAAUACAGGAGAUUGAAGAGACACAGGCGCAGACCAUAGCUGAGGUGCGUGCCGCUUUGGAUAGCUACAUCAAGCCCAUGAGCAGCAGCAGCAGCGCCAAUGGCGGCGAUGAGGCAGCGUCUAGUUCAUCAACAGCAUCAGCAGCAGCUGCUGCAACUGCUACCAAAGCAGCUAAUGGCGCUGCUGCCAGCUCAUCAUCCUCGUCGGCUAUAAGCAGCAGCUCGGCCAAGCCCACAGAUAUCACACAUUUGAUUAAACGCAAGAAGCCAGAGGAUCCCAGCUCGGAGGCUGAAGCUGCCUGCUCGCCGGCCAAACGUGCUGCGGUCUAAGAAUUUCAUACACAGACUGCACAUUCCAGUUCCACACACACACAUAUAAAACCCACUCAUACACAUGCAGUUACCGUUACUUAAAAACUCACAUAGAAAAUGAGCUACAUAGAGCGCAUCAUGAUGGCGUCGAUUGCGCCUCGAUUUCUUACUAUUUAUAACUAUUUGUUUUUGCUGUUUUCUUCUACUCAAUCUCUCUCAAUCAUUUUCAAUUAGUACGUAAGCCUAAAAAAUCACAAGUAGUGCUAAGCAAAAAGAUAAAUCAUGUUUUUAUACAAAAGAAAGAAAAAGGAAAGGAUUGCGUGCCGAUUGAAAAGCAUAAAUAAAACGUCAAUUGCCAACAAUU